This is a messenger RNA of Salarias fasciatus (jewelled blenny), 865 nucleotides long. RefSeq lists its product as uncharacterized. The transcript is spliced from 5 exons. The record is from RefSeq and is a predicted model, not a curated record. NCBI's taxonomy places the organism in Eukaryota, Metazoa, Chordata, Actinopteri, Blenniiformes, Blenniidae. Bases 11 to 865 code for a protein of 284 amino acids.
GUCCUCUCCCAUGGUACCUGUGUCGAGCUGUGAGCUGAAUAAGAACACUCGUCGCUGCCACCAGCAGCCGCUCUCCUCCCACCUGAGCUGCCGCCUUUACCAGACGUGUGACCACGCCGUGCUGCUUGCAGGUGGCUGGAGGCAGCAGAUGACCUUCCAGCGUCACGCCACCAAUCUUCAGAACUUCUACAGAAUGUUGAGAAACAACGGCUUCCACAAAGACCACAUCAAGACCUUCUUUGCCGGCAGUGGGCAGCUCCCUGAGGACGUAGAGGGCGUGCACUCAGCCACGGAGAAGGCGGUGAUUCGUAACCACGUCUCGUACGUCUGCAGGAAGCAGCACUGUGCCGACACACUGGUUCUUUACCUGAACUCCCCAACACGCAGCGAUGGAACCAUGCUGCUGUGGGAUGCUAACCUCAAUGGCAUUGCUGAUCUGAAGGAGCGAUAUUCAGUGACUGAGCUGCUCUCCGACCUGGUGGGCUGCAGAGCGUCUCGUGUGCUGCUCUUUGUGGAUCAGAGCUACAGUGGCGUUCUAUUCAAGAGGUUGCGAAGUUCUCAGAAGCACCUCAAUGUGGUCCUGAUCCAAAGUCCAACCCGACAGUACCAGAAGAUGAACCCGGGCCAGGAGGACUGCAGCUGGACCUCAAUCAGUCCGACCACCUGCCUGCUGGACCACCUGGGAAAGUGUGCCGGUACGCCCCGCCUUCUGGAGCCGUGGGCUGGCCUCCUGAACGUGACGUUGGCAGGCGCACCGUGCAACGCCACACCCCUGCUGACGGAGGGCGAGCUGCGGCGGGAGUACCAGGGCUGCCAGAACCUGCCCACCGCACUGUGGCACCAGAACCACCGGAGAGUCCACUGA